Trametes versicolor FP-101664 SS1 is the source of this 468-nucleotide messenger RNA. RefSeq lists its product as uncharacterized. The record is from RefSeq and is a predicted model, not a curated record. Gene Ontology annotation, molecular function: peptidyl-prolyl cis-trans isomerase activity. Gene Ontology annotation, cellular component: catalytic step 2 spliceosome. NCBI's taxonomy places the organism in Eukaryota, Fungi, Basidiomycota, Agaricomycetes, Polyporales, Polyporaceae. Bases 1 to 468 code for a protein of 155 amino acids. Gene Ontology annotation, biological process: protein peptidyl-prolyl isomerization; protein folding. The transcript has 6 exons.
AUGGAAUCAGUGGUACUGGAAACAAGCAUGGGCGACAUCCAGCUCGAACUGUACUGGGAUCAUGCUCCUCGAACAUGCAAAAACUUUGCUGAGCUCGCGAAGCGGGGGUAUUAUAAUGGAGUGGUCUUCCACCGUAUUAUUGCCGACUUCAUGAUCCAAACGGGUGAUCCAACAGGCACGGGUCGCGGUGGAACGAGUAUCUAUGGGCAGAAGUUCGAGGAUGAGAUACACCCCGAGCUACGUUUCACUGGCGCAGGAAUCCUAGCCAUGGCGAAUUCUGGACCGAACACCAAUGGCUCGCAGUUCUUCAUCACCCUUGGGCCAACGCCAUACUUGGACAAUAAACACACCAUAUUCGGUCGGGUUAGCGCGGGCAUGCGCGUCGUGCAGAGGCUCGGCGCCGUAGGCACUGAUGCUCAGGAUCGACCUCGGGAAGACGUGAAGAUAUAUAAGGGGCGCACCCUCUAA